AUGAUCCAUACAAUCUUCAUGCCUAUUACGGUUGUACAAGGGCACCCAGAAUUGAACAUACCACAUGUAGACAACAACAGGCAAUAUCAGGCCGUAAAGCGCAAUUUCCUUCGUCGCACGAAAGCUACAGCUUCACCAGAGGCUGCGGAGACGACACCCAUAGACAUCACAGAUACCACAACAAACAAGUACACAAGACGCGGGAACUCAAAAUUCAAACUACGAAAAGAAUUGCCGAAAAUUGUUGAGAAAAACGAGAUUGAAAAGCGGCCAUCUUUGAAUGGCGACGCGCGGCGUAGUGAGCGCUUGCCUGCUACUCGCAAGUUUGUCUCGCGCCGUCGAUUUGGAGGGGCUAACAGCAACUGUGAGUCCGGUUUUAGCUAUUUAUGUUUAUUUUCUGACUUAGUCUAUAACAGCAUGUAUGGAAAGUUGGAUGGAAAUUCGCGGUAA
Arctia plantaginis is the source of this 450-nucleotide messenger RNA. NCBI's taxonomy places the organism in Eukaryota, Metazoa, Arthropoda, Insecta, Lepidoptera, Erebidae. The record is from the annotation of a GenBank genome assembly.